CUUAAUUGUUUAGAAGCAAAAUUUAGAUAAAAUAAUAUUCUCUAAAUAUAAAUGAUAUAAACGUACAAUUGUUGUUCCUUACGGUUGUAUAACUAAUGGUGAGCUUCCGUUGUCAGAUCAAGAAGAUGCCUUUGAAUGCGAGGACAAGUUCACCUAGAAAAAUCAUUUACAUUGGGCAAAUAUUUCUUGUAAUUCUUCCACUGAUUUGGAGCGCACCCAUUGACCAAUCAGAUCCAUGGGAUGACGCUGAUAAUACACAAAAUCUGACGCCUGUUGAUAUGAAUGAUGAUGGAAAUGGCAAACAUAUGUCUGUUUAUAAAAUGGCAACAAUUUUAUCGUCGGAGGAAAAACAACUUUUGAAUGAGCUUGAACGACUACUAAGCCAACAAAACAAUGCAGGAAAGGGCAGUCAAGACGGGUUGGUUAUAGAUUUAGACCAGAAAAGCCGAGUUGUCACUCCGUAUUUCAUGAGAAGUAUCUUGCCGCCUUCUACGAAGCGAGGAAUCAGUACACCGUAUUUCAUGAAAAGAGGUGUAGCAAUCCCUUACUUCAUGAAAAGGGGAGUUACGAUACCUUAUUUCAUGAAGAGGGGAGAAGACGGUCGAGUGGUUGCACCAUACUUCAUGAAAAGAACUGUGGGUAUGCCAUAUUUUAUGAAAAGAGGUAAAUUUGUGCUGCCCGAAGAAUCUAACAUGUCUAAUUAUCUAUCACAAAUUGACACUGGUGACGAAGAAAGACCAGAAGUAGGAGAAUUAACAACGAAGCCGGUAGCCGACGACCUGACUGCAAAAAGAAUCUUUGGCCGUAUGAACGCCCUCGACCUUGAAAACUAUCUUGCACUUGCGGGUGCGGAUGACAAAUAUAGUAGACAGUUGUGGAGCAAUGAACAGAAAAUGAGAUUAGAAGGAAAAUGAGAAAACUGACACACCAAUGCCACCCAGUUAAAAUGACUAAUAACAGCAUGCGACACUUUGUUGAGAACACACCAUAUUUUGGUAUCUUUAUUCAUUCAAAAUUCAGUCUGAUUUUAUUUUAUAGGAAAUAAUAAAUUGUUAUUGUGCAGACUUCCUGCCCGUGUUUUACCUAAACUCUCGUCAAGCUGUUGCAGAAAAAGUGUAAAAUUCGCAUGGCAUGCAUUCAUAUAAUCUGGGUGGCAUAAACCAUCGGAAAAACUAUUUGAAGAAAAAUGCUUACUUUCUUUUAAUUAAUUUAAUCUGCAUAUGGCAAUAAAUAAAUAUUUCCUAUGA
Messenger RNA from Styela clava, 1247 nucleotides. RefSeq lists its product as uncharacterized. Lineage: Eukaryota; Metazoa; Chordata; Ascidiacea; Stolidobranchia; Styelidae. The record is from RefSeq and is a predicted model, not a curated record.